AUGACGGAAAGGCGCGUGUCGGUGCGCGAGCGCGCCCGCGAACUCGAAGCCCUCGCCGCCAGGGAGGCAUCGCCGCAGCUGGCGCACAGGGCGCGCCUGGCCCGCAGGCUGGGGCUAACGCGCGCCGACUCGGAGCCCGAGGGCGGCCGCGCGGGCCCGUGCCACUGCUGCUCGCAGCCGGCCGACGAAUGCCUGUGCAGCGGCGACGGUGGUGGCCGGCUGUUGUCCGUGCCACACGUGCCGCGCAAGAAGGCGUCAGCGCCGGCCAUCACGCCGCUGCGGGGCGCCUCGAGCGGUGGUCUCGUGGCCGACGAGGGCUCGAGCUGCGCCGACAUCCGGAUGGCUUGGGAGGCCCUGUGCGCCGCAGCGGUGCAGGGGCCCGAGGCUAGCGGCGCUAUUUCGGAUGAGCCCCGCGACGAGAAUAGCGCGCCUAUCUUGGGCGCGGCGCAAGGUGACUCGGCGCGGGGCCCCCUGGACGCGAUCCUGCAGUCCCUGGAGGAGAUCUGCAGCCAGCUGGAGGAGGUGCCCGGCGGCCAUGCGGGAGCGCCCGUGAUGCUGCCGGACGCCGGCGAGGCGGCGUCCCGGCUCAACCUGCGCUGCGCCCGCUCGCAGCCCAGCUCGCCCCGUGUCCGCGCCAAGCCCCAACUGCCGGCCUACCUGACGCUGGCCCGGCGUGCCCGCCAUGACGACGCGCUAGAGAUCGAGCAGAUCAAAACGAUACUGGCCUCUAUCGACUUCUCACGCUACCGCAAGAAGCGUGGCACGCUGGUCGACGAGGGUCGCCAGCCCUCCGCCAUGGCAGAGCAGGCAGCCCUGCAGGGGUCCCGGCUGCGGGAGCUGACGGAGAAGCUCAAGAGCCCCGUCGGUGCACCCGGCAGGCCCUCGGAGCCGUGGAACCGAAGGCCCGCCCCAGUGUGCCGCAGCGCUUCCUUCUCGACGUCUGACCUGCCGUCAGUGCCCGCGAUCCCACGCGAGUCUCUGACGCUGCCACGCAAGGCCCCCGCUUCCAGGCCUCUGACGGGACGCGGUGGCGCCAGGGACGCCGCCAGGGUGGCCCUGGACGACGUGGCCAUGUCCAGCCUAUCGCUGGACUCGGCCGUAGAGUCGAUCGUGGAUGAGACCCCAUACCAGCGCGAGGCCUCCCCGCCCGCUGCAGUGGACAAGCGUCGCGCACAGCGCGGCUGUCGCUUCGCGCCCCUGGACGACGACGGCAGCCGCGGGCCGCCGCAGCCCCCCGAGAAGCGGAAGCGGCGCAAGGGGCUGGCGCCCGUCGAGGGCCCCAAGAAGGAGACGGGCCGCUCGCUCACCUACCCGCCGCAGCGCAAGACGGCCGAGCAGGAGCUGGCCUUUGGUUCGGUCGACAGCAACGGCCUCAAGGCGCUCGGCGGAAGACCGGAGAAGCAGCCUAGCGACUUGUCGCUCGCCGACAGCCACUUCUGUCCCAGUGAAGCGCUGGGCGAGGAGACAUUCGGCGACGUGGUGCAGAGCCUGUCCUCGCGGCCCGAGCAGCCCGAGCCGCGCCAGGAGAAGAGCCAGAAGAAGAAACACCUCUCCGACCCAAGCGCCGACAACACGGGCGCCGCCACCGAGCUGUUGCUGGGCGCGUGCUGCCGUAGCGAGCCGCAGCUCUCCUGCCCCGGGGCCCUGCACAAGCGCCAGCAUUCGGGACCCGCCGCGCUGAGCCGCACCCCGGUGCCCGCGCCGCCGCCUCCACCGCCGCCUUUGUCGGACUCGGAGCGUGCCACGUCGGACACCGAGCGCACCUGUAGCCCGCAGCGGCGGUACUCCAAGAAGCGCCUCCGCGGACCCUACGGUGAGAUGCUCGAACAGGAGAUGCGCAAGACCGGCGAGAAGCAGAAGACCGCCUUCUGCGAGGAGCUCAGCUUUCUCCUGCCGAGCGAUAAGUCGCAGACGUCUCCCGCUGUGCCAGCGACGACCCCAGCGACGACAGCAUCGACAACGACGACGACGACUUGUGGUGGUGCCAAGUUGAUCACCACGAACGCACCGACGAUGGCGGCUCGGUCCAGGCCCGCCCACCUGUCCAACAGCCUCUCGCUGGACGACUGCCCAGCUCAAGAGUUCCUCGGCGUCUCUGGAGGCACAAGUGCGGACGAGACUGCCGCCGCCGCAGCCAAGGCCCAACCCGUGUCGUGGUUGACAGCGGCCGGUGGCGGCGGUGGCGACUCCGGUGCGCGAACGACGACUCCCGCGCCGUCACCCGUUCCACCGUCUCCGCAGCUGAGCGGCGGUGCGCCCGAAAGGGUGGUCACCGUCCACCACGAACGCUCCCACAGCAGCCCCGCGACAACGUCGAAUGGUUCGCCCUUGCUCGUCAGAACGGGAUCCUUGCGACGUCAUCAGGAAGCUCCAAGGCUUGCAAGGAAGAUGAACAUCCAGGCGACGCAGCGAAUCAUCUUCCGCAAGAUGCUGCGCGUCCUGUGCACGACGGCUCUGAGGACGAGACGCCGCUUCGAGAAGGCCCGGCGCCUCGUCACCGAAACCCUGACGACCGCGCGUUCGUGCCGUUAG
Molecule: messenger RNA, 2532 nt
Organism: Rhipicephalus microplus (southern cattle tick)
Lineage: Eukaryota; Metazoa; Arthropoda; Arachnida; Ixodida; Ixodidae
Product: rho guanine nucleotide exchange factor 17
Biological process (GO): intracellular signal transduction; actin cytoskeleton organization
Molecular function (GO): protein binding; guanyl-nucleotide exchange factor activity
Source: RefSeq, a predicted model, not a curated record